CCAUGGAAUCUAACAGGUGUCUUGCAUUUUCUGCUCCUGGGCUUCUCAGAUGAUCCAGAACUGCAGCCCAUCCUCUUUGGACUGUUCCUGUCCAUGUACCUGGUCACAAUGCUUGGGAACCUGCUCAUCAUCCUGGCUGUCAGCUCUGACUCCCACCUCCACACCCCCAUGUACUUUUUCCUCUCCCUCCUUUCCUUGGCUGACAUCGGCUUCAGCAGCUCUACAAUACCCAAGAUGCUGGUGAACAUCCAGACACAUACCAAAUCCAUCAGCUAUGCAGGUUGCCUAGCUCAGGUGUCCUGUUUCUUCCUUUUUGGAUGUUUGGACAGUUUACUGCUGGCCACAAUGGCCUAUGACCGCUUGGUGGCCAUUUGCCAGCCUUUACACUACCCAGUCACCAUGAACCCCCACCUCUGUGGCUGGAUGGCCCUAAUGUCCUUUUCUGUCAGUCUUGUGGACUCCCAGGUACACUGCUUGAUGGUAUCACAAUUGACCUUCUGCCAAGAUCUAGAAAUCCCUCAUUUCUUCUGUGAUGCUCCUCAGCUAUUCAAACUCGCCUGUUCUGAUACCUCUGCUAAUAACAUAGUCAUAUUUCUUGUUGGUACCAUCUCCGGUUUUCUUCCUAUUACAGGGAUCCUCUUCUCCUACUGUAAAAUUGUGUCCUCCAUUCUGAGGAUCCCAUCUUCAGGGGGGAAGUGCAAAGCCUUCUCCACCUGUGGGUCUCACCUGGCCGUUGUUUGCUUAUUUUAUGGAACAGGCCUUGGGGUGUACCUCAGUUCAUCUGUCUCUACUUCCUCCAGAAAGAGUGUGGUGGCCUCAGUGAUGUACACCAUGGUCACCCCCAUGCUGAAUCCCUUCAUCUACAGCCUGAGGAACAAGGACAUCAAGAGGGCCCUACAGAGAAUUGUCAGCAGAAUAACCUAA
Molecule: messenger RNA, 924 nt
Organism: Sciurus carolinensis (gray squirrel)
Lineage: Eukaryota; Metazoa; Chordata; Mammalia; Rodentia; Sciuridae
Product: olfactory receptor 18-like
Exons: 1
Coding region: 94-924 (276 amino acids)
Biological process (GO): G protein-coupled receptor signaling pathway
Cellular component (GO): membrane
Molecular function (GO): G protein-coupled receptor activity; olfactory receptor activity
Source: RefSeq, a predicted model, not a curated record